AUGAAGAUUGUACAAUUGGUUCUUUCAAUUCUUCUAUUAUCAUUGAUUGUAAUGAUCAAUGUCAAUGGACAAGUAACAGAGUUACUAGUAGAUGUAUCUAAUGGAUCUUUACAAAAUUUCCAUUCAACCAAUUUUCCUCAAGAUACUCCAAUGCAACAGGAUGCAUUUUCAAUUAUUGCACAAAAUGGUAAAGGAAUUGAAAUCAGUCUAAGUGAUAUUUCAUUGGGAAAGGAUUGUUCAAAGAAUAAUAUAUCAAUCCUCGAUCAAAACCGUAAACUAUUGGAAAAGAUUUGUUGUUCUACCAAAAAGAGUUUCAAGAGACGAUACGGUAAGCUUAGUUCUUUAAAUGUUGUUAUUAAUGGUCCAGGUGGAAAGUUUAUUGGUACUGCCAAACAGGUUUAA
This is a messenger RNA of Cavenderia fasciculata, 402 nucleotides long. RefSeq lists its product as uncharacterized. The record is from RefSeq and is a predicted model, not a curated record. NCBI's taxonomy places the organism in Eukaryota, Evosea, Eumycetozoa, Acytosteliales, Cavenderiaceae. Bases 1 to 402 code for a protein of 133 amino acids. The transcript has 2 exons.